Molecule: messenger RNA, 300 nt
Organism: Lactuca virosa
Lineage: Eukaryota; Viridiplantae; Streptophyta; Magnoliopsida; Asterales; Asteraceae
Source: the annotation of a GenBank genome assembly
AUGACGGCUACACCCAUGUUGCCACCAAACUUAGGACCUGGAGAUGGAAAUGCUCCAACAGCUCCGCUUCCACCAGAGACAGACAUGACCGGGAUAUGCUUCAGGGAUCAAUUAUGGUUAAACACAUACCCACUUGACCGCAAUCUUGUCUUUGAUUACUUUGCAUUUUCUCCUUUCUAUGAUUACACAUGCAACAAUGAACAACUCAGGAUGCGCUCAAUUCACCCUUUAGACAUCUCUCAUCUUUCUAGAAUGAGAAUGACCCAGAUCACGCUCAAGGGAACGUGCUCGGGAUUAUGA